UCAUAAAUAAUUAAAUAUCCCCCAUUCCAUUUUUCUCCCAUCCCCCCCUUCAAUGGCGGUCACUCGUCGAGCAAUCAUUUAGCCAACGCAAAAUAGUUCAAAAUCUCUCUCUCUCUCCCUCUCCCUCUCCCCGAUGACGAUGAGUCUGGUGAUUGGUGUGCCGGCGGGUUUAUCGCUUGUUGGCGAUGCUGUUUCGUUGCGCAGUUCGAGGAGACAUGGCGGGAAAUGUUCGUUACUGAUGGUCAAUCGGAGAAGGAUGGCUCUAGCGGCUCUGAUCGAGGCUAGGCCGAGGGAAGACAGAGCUAUGGCGGCGGCGGCGGUAACUCCUUCUCCGCCGACGGCGGUUGUGAGGUACCGGCUAACGGAUCUCGCCGAUGAUCUCCAAGCGGAGGCGAGAGCCUUGGCUCGUGCUGUUGAUGCUUCUGUUUAUUCUCCCAACCUUCUAGCUGCGGAAUACGGCUCCAAGCCCAUAAAGGCUUUGAAUAGAAGCUUGGAGAUUUUGGUAGCUUUGGGUGGGUUCGCGCUGAAUUUGGGGAUUGAUCAAAGAAACGGGAAGCUGCAGCAGAACAUGAGGAAGAGAGCAGCUGAGCUGAGACGGAUUUUCACUCGUUUGGGUCCUACUUUUGUCAAAUUGGGUCAGGGAUUGUCCACCCGACCCGACCUCUGCCCACCCGAUUAUCUCGAAGAGCUUGCAGAGCUUCAGGAUGCUUUGCCAACUUUCCCUGAUGCAGAGGCAUUUUCAUGUAUCGAGAAAGAGUUGGGUUUGUCUCUCGAUUCCAUCUUCUCGUCUAUCUCUGCAGCACCAAUUGCAGCAGCUAGUCUAGGUCAAGUUUACAAAGCCCAGCUGAAGUAUUCGGGCCAGGUUGUUGCAGUGAAAGUUCAACGCCCGGGAAUAGAAGAAGCCAUCGGGCUUGACUUUUAUCUCAUUAGAGGUGUCGGGACCCUCAUAAACAAAUAUGUAGACUUCAUCACGAGCGAUGUUGUGGCCCUCAUAGAUGAAUUUGCCGGCCGGGUUUAUCAGGAGCUUAAUUAUGUCCAGGAAGCUCAGAAUGCUAGGAGGUUCAAGAAACUGUAUGCUGAUAAGGCAGAUGUUCUUGUACCUGACAUAUUCUGGGAUUAUACAAGUCGCAAAGUGCUAACAAUGGAGUGGGUUGAUGGUACUAAACUGAACGAACAAGAUGCCAUUGAGAGGCAGGGUUUGAAGGUUUUGGAUCUCGUGAACACAGGUAUUCAGUGUAGCCUUAGGCAACUCCUGGAGUAUGGCUUUUUCCAUGCCGACCCUCAUCCUGGCAACCUCUUGGCAACACCUGAUGGAAAACUUGCCUUUCUCGACUUUGGAAUGAUGAGUGAGACACCGGAGGAGGCUAGAUUUGCUAUUAUCGGUCACGUUGUUCACUUGGUUAACCGUGAUUACGAGGCCAUGGCCCGUGAUUAUUAUGCUCUCAAGUUCUUAGCUCCUGAUGUGGACGUUUCUCCUAUUGUACCAGCACUGCAGAACUUCUUUGAUGACGCUCUUACUUAUACCGUCAGCGAGCUCAAUUUUAAGACAUUGGUCGAUGGUCUUGGUUCUGUCUUCUAUCAAUAUCCGUUUAAUGUCCCAGCUUACUACGCAUUAAUCUUGAGAUCGCUAACAGUGCUUGAAGGUUUGGCCCUCUACGCGGAUCCUGAUUUUAAAGUUUUAGCUGCUUCAUACCCAUAUUUUGCCAAGAGGCUUCUCACAGACCAGAAUCCGUACCUAAGGGAUGCCCUUAUCGAGCUUCUGUUCAAGGAUGGAAAAUUUCGGUGGAAUAGACUUGAAAACCUUCUACAACAGGGUAGCAAAGAUAGGGAUUUUUCGGCGGAAGAUGCUUUACAACCUGUUCUAAAGCUGCUUCUGGAUCCAAAUGGCGAGGAGCUCAGGGUUUUGGUAAUCAAAGAGGCUGUCCGCGUUAGCGAAGCUGUUGCUCUGGGCACAGUUGUUGAUACAUACAAUUCCGUUCCUGAAUUUUUGAAAUCGCUAAUCUUUAACGGGAAUGGAAAUUUUAGUCCUCUUCUGAUGACCAGCUCUGAAAUCCAAAGCACGCUAGAACUUCGGGAUCAGGUCUUUAGGGUCUGGAGGCUUCUUCGUUCUUCCGAAAACUUUGAUCCAGCCCUUUUGCAGCCGAUAUUACAGGUGUUGCAACAGCAGGAGGCAAGAAAUCUAGGAGGACGUGUGGUAGGGGGUGUCAGCCAACGUCUAGCGGCUCGGUUUCUGCAACAACUGCUUCGAGCCACAACACCAUCUUCCUCUCCCGUCUCAUAGGUCUCUUCUUUCUUCACACUUGAUGGUAAAUGUAUAGUAGUAAAGGCAAACAUGCCCCGGCAACUACAGGAUCGCUUCAUGUUCUGGUGAUAGUAUCAUUCUUUUUCUAUUUGUCACCACCCACUACAUCUGAAAACUACAGAAUUGUAUCUAAAAGAAAGUAUUACAGAUUCUCACCAUGACAACAGUUCAUUUCUCUAUCUGUA
This is a messenger RNA of Tarenaya hassleriana, 2487 nucleotides long. RefSeq lists its product as uncharacterized. NCBI's taxonomy places the organism in Eukaryota, Viridiplantae, Streptophyta, Magnoliopsida, Brassicales, Cleomaceae. The record is from RefSeq and is a predicted model, not a curated record. The transcript is spliced from 5 exons. Bases 134 to 2281 code for a protein of 715 amino acids. Gene Ontology annotation, molecular function: ATP binding; protein kinase activity. Gene Ontology annotation, biological process: protein phosphorylation.